Molecule: messenger RNA, 1988 nt
Organism: Ilex paraguariensis (yerba mate)
Lineage: Eukaryota; Viridiplantae; Streptophyta; Magnoliopsida; Aquifoliales; Aquifoliaceae
Source: the annotation of a GenBank genome assembly
AUGUGGAAUGACAUUGAUAGCCUCCCCCCUGUCUGGAAGAGCCUAAACCUCCAGAUUUUGCUUUUGCAAAAGAAUCGCCAAUUACUUUGCUCAACUGAAUUCUUUAGUGGGUUGGAAGCACUUAAAGUGUUGGAUCUAAGCUAUACUAGAGGUAAUCUAUUUAAGGUUCUUGGCAUUAAUCACCUAGCAGGUCUACAGACAUUGAUCCUAGACGGUACGAUUGUGCCCGUGGACACUAAAUUUCUUGGACAUAUGAAGACUAUUGAAGUUCUUAGCCUUAAAAAUUCUGUUUUGCCUAGUCCACCAUUGGAACUUCGGGAAUUGAGCAAGCUGAGGUUACUGGAUAUGAGUUAUACUUGGCACAGUUCACUCAUUCCAGCCGAGGUGAUGUUAGGUCUAUCCCGAUUGGAAGAGUUGUAUCUGUUUAACACCUUCAUCAAUGAGGUACCUGAACCUGCAGUUGAAGUAGCUGUAGUAAACUCUUUGUCUCACCUAUCUGCCCUAGAGAUUUCAAUAAUGGAUACUGAAAUUUUGCCCCAGGACUUCAUAUUCCCUGAUGUGGAAAAUUUUAGAAUUGAAAUGGAGGUUCUAGUGGUUUGGAACUGCAGAGAGUUUGAGUGCUUGAUCAAUAGAGAUGAGGAAAUGGAGAUAGCAAUUCCAUUACAUGAGGAGGAGCGGAAUCUGCUGCAAUUGUUACCUAACCUUGAAGAAUUGAUACUUUUUGAUUUGGAUACCUUAAAAGGGAUAUGUCAUGGUGCAAUACCUUCCAGCUGGGAGAUCAUGACCAAACUAAAAGUCUUGGCUGUUUUGUCUUGUCCUCAAAUGUCAAGUCUUGGUUUUCAUAUCAAUUUGCUUCAAAGGCUACAAUUUCUUGAAAGACUUGUGUUAAAUAAUUGUUAUGCGUUACAGCUUGUGUUUGACGGCCAAAGUGGUGAUGCGCAUGUUGCCGUGGAUGAAGGAAAUGAGCUGUGUCUGAAUGACAUAUCUCUAUCAAACUUGCCUAGUUUGAAUCAAAUAUGCAACUGCCCGGGUCGAAUCGUACACCUCCACAACCUGAGACGCCUCGAGAUUGAAAAAUGUAGGAGGUUGAAAAAUCUCUUCCAAUCUUCAGUUGCCCAAACUCUUCAGAAACUGGAUAUACUGAAAGUAUAUGACUGUAAAGGAAUAGAGGAAAUUGUUGUAGCAGAGGGUGAUAAGCAGAAAGUCGCGGAGAAGAUUCUAUUUCCUAGUCUCAAAAUUCUGGAACUCACAGAUCUUACCAACCUCAAAUGUUUCUGCAUGGGAGGCUUUCAUUUUGAAUGGCCGUCAUUGGAAAGCUUAUAUGUUGAAGAGUGUCCAAAUACGAAGACUUUUGUUGCAACUGCUGCUACUAAUCGGACUCAAAGCAAUCCAAAACUGAAGAAUAUUAUUGUGGAUGAUUAUGAGAGUUUGGUAGAAGAGGGAGAGUCGGUAGACUUGAACAUAGUUAUCCAAAACCACGUCAAAGCAGUGGUACAUGAUAGGAAUACCAUUGACUCCGACUCCGACUCCGACUCCAAUUUAAAGGAAAUAGCAUUCAUCGAGGCUUUAAAAUUGGUACCUGGUUUCAAUUUUAUGCGUCUUCACCACGUAGCUGCAAAGAUCAACGAUGGCGAUGGGUUUGCAAGACGCAGAAGCAUAAGGCAGUGAUAGUGAGCAGCUUCAUUUGAGGUGACACUCUUGUGCACUCCGGCACACUCAGGCAAUCACUCAGGUGACCAAGGAAGCAGUGAUUACUGCUCUGCGCGACACUCAAGCGGAGGCAACAACUCUGGUGACCUCUCCGACGAUGAAAAGCAGCUAAAGGAGGUGACAACUCAGGCGACCACUCCAGAUCGUUAAGGUAAAAUGACUGUCCUCUCAUCGUUUCUCCUUUCUCCAGGAGUUGUACUUCAAUUUUCCUAAGAAUAACCUUCAAGAUCUUGUUGCAAAUCUGCCAAUAAAACACACAGAAAGUACUGAUUAAUGAC